This is a messenger RNA of Moesziomyces antarcticus, 3915 nucleotides long. RefSeq lists its product as uncharacterized. Bases 1 to 3915 code for a protein of 1304 amino acids. Gene Ontology annotation, molecular function: actin filament binding; phosphatidylinositol binding. The transcript has 5 exons. Gene Ontology annotation, cellular component: actin cortical patch. Gene Ontology annotation, biological process: actin filament bundle assembly; actin cortical patch localization. NCBI's taxonomy places the organism in Eukaryota, Fungi, Basidiomycota, Ustilaginomycetes, Ustilaginales, Ustilaginaceae. The record is from RefSeq and is a predicted model, not a curated record.
AUGCUGGAGCAACAUUCGACGCACGUCUUCGCGCUCUCUUCCUCGCCACGCCGGCGCCACUCGCAGACGCCCGUGCAGGUGCCACGGAGCAUCCUUAAAAAGUCGUCUUCAGAACCUACCUCGCCGAGCUCGUCAUCGCCUCCACUCAGCCCACGGCCAACAAUGUCCUCCGUCAGCUAUGCAGAAUAUCAGCCGCACCAGUGGUCCGUCGCUGGCAUCGCCCGGGCCCCGUCCAGUAGCUCUUCGACCUACUCGGCCUCUUCGUCGGCGUCGGGAAACAGGCUGACUGUCACCUUGCUGUACACGCCCACCGACACGCUCUUUGCGUGGCCGUUCAACAUGUCUUCGCCAGGAGCGAAAGGGGUGUGCUACGAGACACUGUACAGCGACAAGGAGACGGGCGCCAUUCGCAGACCGCCCGAGGGAGCCAUGAGCACGAGCCUGCGCGUGCUGGCCGACGUGAUCCGAUGCUGGAUCCGCAUCCGACGCGAUCGUUCCAGCGUCUCGCGCGCAGGAGGCGCCGAUGCUGCCCAUGCUAGCGCGUCCACGUCGCCUACAUCGUCGAUCGAUGCUCUGGUCGACAAUGACGAGGUGGUGGAUCAAAUCAUUGAAGACCUCGGCAUGGCGCAGCUCACUCCGUUCGAACGCUCGAUUCAUCUGCUGCGCCAAGUCCUCCCGGACGAGCUUUCGGAAGAGCCGACGUCGCCGACCCGCGCUCCGUCCGAGGCGGGCAGUUCGCAGGUAUCGGAUGACGACCGAGACUCGCGCCAUCGCAGCGACUCGGCCUCGAGCCGCGCCAGCACACUCGAGUCCACAUCUGACGAGAUGGCUCCGGCCAAGAAGGCGUCGCCCAACCAUCUACCCAAGCUUACCAUCGCCCUGCCAGAAUCACGGCAGGGUUCGCUCAAGACCGAGGUGCCGCAGAUCAAGCUCGUCGAGGCUACACCCCAGGAGGGCGAGUACGAGGAGCGAGACCGCGCGCUUGAACGGGCUGCUUUGGCGAGGGGCCGCAAGAACACUUCCGUUGGCAUGGACACGGUGCUCGAGGCCGACGACGAGGACAAGGCCGCCACCGAGGUUGACGAAGAGGGAGUCGUCACCUACAUCGAGGUCGUCCCCGUCGACCCGCCGUCACCGUCGAUCAAGUCGCAACCAGCCUCACCAGGCAAGGCCAAAGUCACAUUUCGAGACCCUUUCAAAAGCAUCCAGCCCGGACAGUCCGAGCCGGUGGCGUCGAAAUCCGACGGGCCAGCACCCUCAGGCAAAAGUGCCCCUCGUAGAUUGAUGUGGCGUAUUGCUCUGCACCUGCUGGUCGCUGGAACUUCGAGUCCUCAUACCACCAUUGCCAACACCAUGACCGACUUCGAAAAGACUAGCAGCAGCAACUCGACGGGCACCCAGCCUCUGUCGGUGGGCGAUGAUCGGCUGGCGUCCGACAGCAACUUUGCGAGCCAGCAGGUCGAGACGGGCGAGACGAUCGACCAGGGCGGCUAUGGGCUGUCAGCCUCCGGUGGGGACCAGUUCGCCAAAGAGAACCAGACCGGCCAGGGCUUCUCUUCGACUCAGCAGCAGCGAGACAGUAGCGGCGGCCAGUUUCAGCCAAGCGUCCAAGACUCGAUCGGCAACACCGAGUAUCGCGCCGAUGCGCACACUGAUCCGGACGCUGCGCUGCUGAACAGUGCGAGCGGCCGCUGCAGCUCCACUUUGCUGGGCACAGCUCGGAUGGCCAACGCCGGCCCGGAAGACGACGCUCCUGCCUCCACAGCCACUCGGCUCGCCUCACCUCUGGCCUCAACUCGACCCUCCGCCAAUCGCAUCCUAGCUUCAUCCUCAUUUGCUCCUUGGCCGUGUCCGAAUCGCCACCUUUGCGAAAACAGAUUCCCGGCGCACCCCAACCUAUUCCUCGAGGCGCUUGUUGGCCUGCUCGUUGCCAUCAUGGGCAAUCCGAUCCCCGUCCAUCUCGAGCAGGAAUGUCGCAAGGCGACUAAGAUCCUGAACGACUUUGUCGACCCCGUCAACGGCCUCGACAAGAUCAUCCCGCUCAGCGUGCUGCAGCGCGCCAAGGGAUUCGCCAUCUUUUCCGUCUUCCGCAUCGGCUUCCUCCUCUCGGCGCGCGCAGGCUCCGGCGUGGUCAUUGCGCGCACCGAAGAUGGUCGCUGGUCCGCACCUGCCGCUAUCGGCAUCGGCGGUCUCGGAGGCGGCUUCAAUGUCGGCGCUGAAGUCACCGACUUUCUCAUCGUGCUCAACUCGCGCUCCGCCGUGCGCUCCUUUAUGGCCACCGGCUCGCUGCAGCUCGGCGGAAACCUCUCCGUGGCAAUCGGCCCGCUUGGAAGAUCCGCUGAAGCGAGCGGCAGUGUAAACACCAAGGGCCGCGUCGCAGCCAUGUUUUCCUACUCCAAGUCCAAGGGCUUCUACGGCGGCAUCUCGGUCGAGGGCACUGUGCUCGUCGAUCGCGAAGAUGCCAAUGCCAGGGCAUACGGCAGCUAUGGCAAGAAUGCAAAGCAGAUCCUGUCUGGCUCGGUAGAGCCACCGCGCUGGGCGACGGGACUGAUCCAGACGAUCGAUCGCUUCACCCUCGCCAAUACGCCGAGCAAGGACCUCGACGGCGAAUACUUCAACUACGACGACACCAGCAGCUUUGACAACCGCGGCCUUGGACGCAGUGGCGGGCGCCGGUCCAGCUUCGACUCGGUCGACAGCCGCGAGCUCGACGCCACCGUGCGCACCAAGUCGCCGCUGUCAAAGCGUGAGUCGGGGCUCGACGAUCUUCCUGACCGAUUCGACGGAUUCGACCUGGGUGACCGUAAGGGCAACGGGGCCGAUGCGGGGAGAUCGUCAUUCGAAGCGGCUGAGCGCGAUAGGCGUGCUCGCGACGAGUACGAUGCGCGACCCUAUGCGUUUGGGUCGCCGUCGUCGUCGCUCAGCAAUACGCCCGCGCGGGUAGGGUCGGCGGCAUCGCAGAAGAAGCGUCCAGGCAUCAGGCAGCGCUCCAGCAGCAUUGCAAGCAAUCUCAGCUUCUCUAGUCUCGGCGGCAAGAAGCGACUCGACCGCUCCGGGCCUACACCGCCGCCCGAUUGGAACGAUAUCCCGGGCCAAAGCAAGAACAGCACUGCGUGGGAAAGGCGCGAUCCGGACGGAAUGGAUGCACUCGACCGCGAGCUGCAGGGUGGCGGUGAUGCGGCAAGGCGCGGGUCGCCGUACAGUCCGUCGCACGCCAGGAGUUACAGCACGUCUGGAGUUUCCGAAUCGGCUGGUUCCGACGCGCGCGCACGCAGUGGCAGUGUCGGAAUCGGUGGACGCGGGAGCUCGAAUACGCCGGUGGGCUGGAGUCAGUUCAGCACGGCCGAUGAUGCGGACGACUUGUUCGGAGAGGCGCAGGCUCGCGACCCGUUCGACGAUCUCGAGCCGCGCCACACAGGUACCAGCGCUGGUUCAGGCUAUGCAAAUGGCACCGGCAACGGCAACGGCAACGGACGCACCAAAUCGCCCUGGGACGCUGCAGGGUCGAGCACGGCACCACCUGCAGGUAAGACUGGAUCCCGUUUUGGCAAGUUCCGCACACCAAGUCCUGGAAGCAGUGCUUUUGGUCGUAAAAAGACACCAACCAUCGCUGAGGAUGGAGGAGACGACCAGACCGCAUCGCUCAUUGACUCCGAACCGUAUGCAGAGGUACAGAGGCGCGAGUCCUUUUCGCUCGCAACGUCCAACGCAGGCGUUCCGGUCAUCGAGAGAGUCGUAGCCCUGUUCGACUUCGAUGCACAAGAGGAAGGCGACCUCGGCUUUAACAAGGGUCAAGUCAUCGCAGUUACGAAAAAGACGGACAGCAGAGACGAUUGGUGGCAGGGGAGAGUCGAAGCCGGUCUCUCCGCAAGCAGGAUAGGCAUCUUUCCCGCAAACUACACCCAGUCACUCUAA